GCGGGGCGGCCGCUCCCGGCUGCCAUUUCAUCGCGCCGCCGCUCGGUCCCUCCAUUUUCUCUCCGGCUGCCGGCGGUGCGGGCCCCGUCCCGCGCCCGCCGCCCCCCAUGUAGCCCCGCGGCAGCCCCCCCGCCCACGCCCAGCCGCGGGGCCGCCUCCCGGCAUGAGGAGCUGCAAGAUGGUGCGGGUGGCCAGCGUGCUGGGGCUGGUGAUGCUCAGCAUCGCGCUGCUCAUCCUCUCCCUCAUCAGCUACGUCUCGCUCAAGAAGGACAACAUCUUCGGCGCGCCCCGCGCCGCCGGCCCGGGGGGGCCCCGCAUGUACAUGUUCCACGCGGGAUUCAGGUCGCAGUUCGCACUGAAGUUCCUAGACCCCUCAUUCGUGCCCAUCACGAACUCCCUGAGCCACGAGCUGCAGGACAAGCCCUCCAAGUGGGCCUUCAACCGCAGCGCCUUCGCACACCAGAGGCAAGAAAUCCUGCAGCACGUCGACGUAAUAAAAAACUUUUCUUUGACCAAGAACAGUGUUCGGAUCGGACAGCUGAUGCAUUACGAUUAUUCCAGCCAUAAGUAUGUGUUCUCCAUCAGCAAUAACUUCAGAUCGCUGCUUCCCGAUGUGUCGCCCAUCCUGAACAAGCAUUACAACAUCUGUGCCGUGGUGGGAAAUAGUGGGAUCCUGACCGGGAGUCAGUGCGGGCAAGAAAUAGAUAAAUCCGAUUUUGUUUUUCGCUGCAAUUUUGCUCCAACUGAGGCUUUCCAGAAAGAUGUUGGAAGGAAAACUAAUCUGACGACCUUCAACCCCAGCAUCCUGGAAAAGUACUACAACAAUCUUUUGACCAUUCAGGAUCGCAACAACUUCUUUUUAAGCCUGAAAAAGCUGGAUGGGGCCAUUCUUUGGAUCCCAGCUUUUUUCUUCCACACGUCGGCAACGGUCACGAGAACACUGGUUGACUUCUUUGUUGAGCACAGAGGGCAGCUAAAGGUCCAGUUGGCUUGGCCAGGAAAUAUCAUGCAGUAUGUGAACAGAUACUGGAAGAACAAGCACUUGUCGCCCAAGCGGCUGAGCACAGGUAUUCUCAUGUACACCCUUGCCUCUGCCAUCUGCGAGGAGAUCCACCUGUACGGGUUCUGGCCCUUCGGCUUCGACCCCAACACGCGGGAGGACCUCCCGUACCACUACUACGACAAGAAGGGAACCAAGUUCACGACCAAGUGGCAGGAGUCCCACCAGCUGCCUGCGGAGUUCCAGCUGCUCUACAGGAUGCACGGUGAAGGACUGGCCAAACUCACCUUGUCGCAUUGUGCCUGAGAACCUACAAGUGCCAAAUGGUUAUCUAAAAAGUGCCCAAAACCCAAUUAAACAUUCUUCAGAUAGAAUUAUAAAAAAACAAACAACCCACACACCACACCCUAAAACGUUUGCCAUAAUAUAAAGAUGCUUUUUAGUCACGCUUGUCACUGCUCAUCAAAGGAUCUAAGGAUGUUUAGCAGUGCAGAAGCAUUUUUCAAAUUCUGUGGAUGCUAUUCAUGCAGCAGCGAAGUUGAAAUAUUUU
Molecule: messenger RNA, 1550 nt
Organism: Columba livia (rock pigeon)
Lineage: Eukaryota; Metazoa; Chordata; Aves; Columbiformes; Columbidae
Product: alpha-N-acetylneuraminate alpha-2,8-sialyltransferase ST8SIA3
Exons: 4
Coding region: 164-1306 (380 amino acids)
Biological process (GO): oligosaccharide metabolic process; N-glycan processing
Molecular function (GO): alpha-N-acetylneuraminate alpha-2,8-sialyltransferase activity
Source: RefSeq, a predicted model, not a curated record